Molecule: messenger RNA, 3310 nt
Organism: Brienomyrus brachyistius
Lineage: Eukaryota; Metazoa; Chordata; Actinopteri; Osteoglossiformes; Mormyridae
Gene: arhgap28
Product: Rho GTPase activating protein 28
Exons: 15
Coding region: 521-2320 (599 amino acids)
Biological process (GO): regulation of small GTPase mediated signal transduction; negative regulation of stress fiber assembly; signal transduction
Cellular component (GO): cytoplasm
Molecular function (GO): GTPase activator activity
Source: RefSeq, a predicted model, not a curated record
CCCCUGCUACAUCACAGGUCAGUUAUCCUCUUGUCCUCUUACUCCCUUUCCAUUAAUGAACAUUUAUACAAUUAAUCAAACAAGAUCCACUUUUUUUUUUACGAAGCAAGAGCCUUAAGGGUUAAAUGAGCCGGUGCGAUACUGGGACCCCGGUCAGGCAGAGCUCUCAGUUUCCUGACGAAAGCAUAAUGUGUGAUAGAAAGCGGUAAAUGGCAGCGGGAGAGGAGGACGGGGCAGCGGGCUGGCGAAAGAGGAACAAAGUAGGUGAAAAGUAGGAGGGAUAGAGGGGAGGCUAAGAGAUGGAAACUUAUGCUCUGGGUGGAGUCUUGCGGGGGAUCAGUGGGAGGAGGAAGAAGCCAGUUUCACUGAGGUUCCGACGCCAGCAGAGGAAAUCCUGAGAUACGCACACGGCCUCGCGCACGCUUGCACCGUGCUGGCCCCGCCGUUCAGGAACAGGAGCGUCCGGCUCUCUGCCCGCCUCGCCCCCGAGAGGGAGGGGAGCCAGCAGUGGCCGGGCAGGAUGAUAUCCCAGGAGGCCCUGUGCCUUCCCCGUGACGGGUUCGCCAUUUCCCAGGACUCCAUGGAAGACUACUGGAGCGAGGUGAGGAACAUCACGGAAAGUGGGCCCGUCUGCCAGGAACUUCUGCUGGAAGAGCACAGCAUGGAUGAGGCGGAGCUUGAGGAGGCAUGGCUACAGGAGGCGGGGCUAUCCGCCUUGGUGUCGGGGGCCUCGGGGGACACGCCUGCCGAGGUCCUGCUCUCCACACUCACGCGCUCCCAGGCAGCCCUGGUACAGAAGCGGCUGAACAGCUACACUCAGACCCUGCGGAGACACAACAGGCAAUCGGCGCGUCACGUGAGGGACAUCUUCCCGGGAUCGGACCCUGCGCCUGGACAGCCUGCUGAUUCGGGCCCCCAGAUCUCGCCUGGUGGUCAGCUCCCAGUCAAGGUGCCAGCCUGGGCCCCAGCGCGAGGGGAAGGCAGCGGGUCGGGUUGCGAGCCCGUGAGAGAGACCCUGCAGUUUGAGGUGCCCUACUCCGAGGGGCUGGCUGCCUACCGCAAGGAGCACGACUGUCCGGACUGCCAUAAGACCCGGAGGGACGAUGGAGCCCUGCCCGUCUUCCUGCCCCCUACCCCUAAACUCGGCCUGACAAGAGUGCAGGACCUUUCUUCAGAGGACAUGAAGAAGAUCAGCUACAUCGCCCUGAUCGAGCUGACCACGCUUUUCGACACUCUGGGCAUCGAGCUGAAAAGGAACCGGCUUACGCGCAACAAGGCUCGCGAAAGCGGCAUCUUCGGGGUUUCCCUCGCGACGCUUCUAGAAAACGACCAGAAGAAGCUUCCUGGCUCCAAAGUUCCCCUCGUUUUCAAAAAGCUGCUGUCCAAGCUGGAGCAGACAGGCCUGCAAACCGAGGGCAUCCUCCGGGUACCAGGUUCAGCCUCCAGGGUCAAGCACCUGCGGCAGGAGCUGGAAGCCAAGUUCUACGAGGACCAGUUCGACUGGGAGCAGGUGCGACACAACGACGCGGCCGGCCUGCUGAAGAUGUUCAUCCGCGAGCUGCCCUCUCCCCUCCUCACUCAGCAGCAUCUCCCGGCUUUCCUGGCUGUGCAGAAUAUUGCCACAUACAGAAAUCAGAUCCAAGCUUUGCAUCUCCUUAUCAUGCUGCUGCCUGAAGCCAACAGAGACACACUGAAGGCUCUGCUGGAGUUCCUCAGGAAGGUGGUGGCCCAUGAGGAGGAGAACCGCAUGAGCCUGUGGAACGUCUCCAUGAUCGUUGCGCCCAACCUCUUCAUCAGCCGGAGCAAGAACGCAAAGCUGGAGGAGAUGCAGGGCGCAGCAGGGGCAGCUCACCUGGUGCGACUCCUGAUCACCAGCCAGGACCUCUUAUGGACGGUCCCCUGCUUCCUUAUCUCCCACCUUAGGAAGCUGAACGAGGCCUCGGUAGGGAAGAAGAUGUUGGGGUCAGAGAAGAGCAAGAGGAAGCUGCUGAGGAGAUGGCAUAUGGACCGCAAUAAGGGAGAGAAAACGGAGCUGGUCGGCCUUUUGGGAGAAGGCCUCAUCCGUGUGCACGCACCCCUGCAUGCAAAGGUGUCCAUGGCCCUGCUGCUGGACAGUGAGACCAAGGCCAAGGACGUCAUGGCGCGCUUCGACUGUGAGAACGGGAGAGGAUCUCGGAGCUGUGGCAAACGUCACCGACAGUAUUUAUUCGAGGUUGGGGGCAAUAUAGGCGAGCGCUGCUUAGAUCCUGACACCUACCUUCUGGACCUGUACCGGGUCAAUCCCAACUGCGAGUGGAUCUUUAAGCCCAGGAACUCCUGAGAAGCCGCAAAAAGGAUAAGGACUGGCGAUGGAGUUGCAGUGAAGCACUGAGGGAGUAGUGCAGCCCCACACUCAUCCGAACACCCACCGACCCACCCGCCCGCCUGCUGUUUUUAACGGAUCUGUGCGUCGGGAGCCAGGACGACAAAAAGUCAAAGUAAAUAAUGCUGAUUUGGCCAUUAAAGACUUAUCGACAGUGUGAAGGACGUCUUCCUGGAAGCAGCAGCAACAACAAGGUCUGAAGAAUGAAGAAGCUGUUGUCAGUCAUCCUUUAUGAAUCUCUGCCUCGUCCAUCGAGACAAAGAGGAACUAACUUGACAAGCUAAGGAUUAAAAGGCUAGCGUUUCUUUUGCUAUUUUCUCUUGGCUGAGCCUUCCUUUUCCGCGAAUAGAGGAAGUGCUACGUCCUAUCUAAUCCUAGUGACCAGCACCCAAGUGAGGCUCCCCCCCCCCCACACCUCCCAGUUCACCUACACGUGCAAUAUCUGAAUCAGUAAUUACUCAUGCCUUGGUAUUACAGAAGCUACAAACACUACUAAAGUCUCCUGUGUCCAUGUGAGCUGAAAAGUCGAUGUUGCGUGCAGCGUGUGCAGCCCAUGAGCAACAUGACCACACCAAUAUCAACAUUUAGCAAGCCCUCAAGAUGGUGAUGGACUCUAUUAACAAAAAACUGCCUCUUUUCUCCAACUUUGUGAAUAGCAAAGACUACCGUUGCAUGAGUUCUGGAAAAUUCUGUACCUACAGAUAAGGAUACAAUUUAGCACAAGGAAUGAGUACAGCUGUGACGUGUCUCGCCUGCCACACAGUGUUAGACAUUGGCACACUUCCCACAGGACUAAGUUGGAGACUCACAACAGUCUUCCACUGACAUGGACUCAUCGAAAACGGGCUCUGUGACCUGGUGUGUUUCGUUGCUUUAUGAAAGAUAAACUUCCAUUUUUAAUGGUAUUGUGUAUAUAUAUAUAUAUAAACCUCAUUUUUCACAAUGUAA